AUGAAGGACCGUGAAUUGCGUUUUGUUGCUGCAUCAAAGCACAGUCGUUUACAUCCUAUAAGAACAUUAAAAAGUGUUCCCUCAUCUCCCAUAGAAAAAGAAUUAGAUUCAAAAUCACCUUUUGAUUUACGUCGAGUACUUAGCGGAGGUCAAAGAACCUCAAAUAUACGAUUUGCUUCAAAUCGUUCCUCUUAUCACUACACGGCGCCCUUUCAAUACCAACAAUAUUAUCCCCAACAAAAUCAGCUAGUACCACCACAUACAGCACCACCAGCAUUUCAUUCAUAUUCAACACUUGGUGUUGAUAUUGCUGUUGAGGCUUUACGCCGUAGACAGCGAAUUUAUCGAACAAGUUCAACCGGUGCACCAUUCCCAGCAGCUAUACCUCUAAAUUCUACCCCAUUACAUCCACUCUCACAAAGAAAACGCUUCCUAUCUGCUUCCUGUGUUGAUCAACGUUUAAUUGAGCGCCCACAAAGAGCUCUAACUAUUGCUAUGGGACAUUGGGAUACUUUAAGGGCACAUUUAAAAACGCCAAAACAUUCAACUGCGUCAAGUCUCGGUCCACCUACAGCAAAUACACAACAGUGCUUGGGGUUUGAAACGGUAGUGCCAAAAGGCAGUAUUGCUUCAACUUUUUCAUGCCCAGCACAAGCAGUUACAAUCGCCACAACAGGAUUAACUGGCACAAUAAUAGCUACACAAGGAGGGGGACAAUCCGGUGGCCUUUCAGCUACUCCAGCAGUUACUUCAACAGCUUCCCAACAAUUACAGCAUCCAUUCCCUGCACCUAAAAGCAAAUUCAAAAUGGCACAUGAAUCCUUUCGGGCCCGAAUGCUGCAGGAAAUGCAGGAUCAGGAGGCCGUGUUCAUGACGAAGAAGAGGACUGCUGAUAGCAAAUCGAGCGAAUUUAAGGGCGGUGAGCUUCAUUCUUCUUCUCCUUCUCCUCCUUCCAAUUUUCAGCUACCUAACCAACAAACUAAUAAAAAUACAAUUGACUCAGGCGAUUUCAACAAGUACACGGCGCAGAGCUACACCAUCCGGAAUGGAGUGGAAAUCUUUGGGGGUAAGUUAUUUUCUUUUGUAAAUGAAUAA
Molecule: messenger RNA, 1095 nt
Organism: Meloidogyne enterolobii
Lineage: Eukaryota; Metazoa; Nematoda; Chromadorea; Rhabditida; Meloidogynidae
Source: the annotation of a GenBank genome assembly